AUGGCGUCCACCGGGGCGCGCACGGGCGAGCGCGUGGUUCACCAGGACUACAUCGCGCGCAUCCGAUUCUCCAACGCCCUGCCGCCGCCGCCGACGCCCCCAAAGCUGCUCGACAUCCCUAAUACGGGCCUCGCCAGCGGCCAGUACACGACGCCCGGCUUCGCGUCCCGCCUGGCCAGAGAGCAGCCGCUCAACAUCGAGGCCGACGCCGAGCUAGGCAUGCCGCUCAACCUCGUGGGCAUGCCUGGCGUUUUCGACGGCGACGAGCGAUCCAUCCAAGCACCGGCAGUCGCACCGCCGGUUCACCCUCACGACCGGGCGCUCCUGAGACCCAUCGCCGCCCUCGGCAAGCCCAAGGUCGCCGAGGCCAACGUAUCCUUCCUUCGCCGCACAGAAUACAUCUCGUCGAGCACGCCCAAGCGGCCCGAAGGCAACAAUGCCCGCGCCCUCCUCGCACGUGCCCGAAAACCCGCGCGGCCGGCCCCCGACGCCGCCGCCGACUCCCCUGCGGCCAUCAAGCGCAAGAUCGACCGCAGCUUCGAAGUCGCCGAGGCCGACCUCAAGGACACCAAGCGAGUCAAGCAUCCGACCAAGAAGAACCUCAAGCUCGUUGACGCGGUUCCCUUGCUGCCCGACUUGGACGCCUUCCCCGACUCCGGCGCCUACGUCACCAUCAAGUUCCUCACCAACCCCAUCACCAACGCGACCCAGUACGACACGCGCCUGCUGAGCGGCCUCUUCCGCCCGAUAGACCGCACGCCCGCCGAGGAGGCCAUGUUCGAGGCCGCCCUCGCUGCCUACGAGCAGGACCCUGUCAACAACCCCAAGCCGCAGAACCUCAUGAACUACGACUUCUACCUCGCGCCGACCAAGGACGUCGCCAAGAAUUUCCGCCGCAAGUUCGACCUUGACGACCCGGAGCACGACAGCGACGACCUGUACACGCACGGCACCGGCAGCGGUCGCGGCCACUUUGCCUUCAACCGCGUCAGGGCGUACGAGACCGCCCAGGAGACGGAGCUCGACCACCCGACAAAGUAUGAAGAUGAGAUCAUCCUCGCGUCUAACGACGACGACACGUAUCCCAAGCAAAAGGCCGUCUACUACUACCCCAUCAUGCAGCGCUCCUUCAUCCGGCCCCAGCGCACCAAGCGCCUCGCCCGCACCGCCGGCAUGUCCCAGGACGACGAUGAGGAGCAGGUUAUUGACCAGAUCGAGGUCACCGUCCAGGAUCCCAGCGAGCGCAUGCUCGAGGCUAUGCGCAAGUACAAGGAGCGGCCUCUCGGCUGGGACCAAGGCGCUGAGGACGAGGAGGAAGAGCAGACGCAGACGCAGACGCAGGAUGCCGAUGCCGAUGCAGACGCAGAUGCCGACGAGAACCAGGACAGUGACGCUGAGCAACGCCGUCGCCGCCACCGUGAGAGCAGCGAGGUCGACAGAGCAGAUGAUCGGUCGCCGCAGGAUCGAGACGGCGAGGGCGAGGAGGAUGAGGAUGAGGAUGAGGACUGA
Messenger RNA from Purpureocillium lilacinum, 1509 nucleotides. RefSeq lists its product as uncharacterized. The record is from RefSeq and is a predicted model, not a curated record. Lineage: Eukaryota; Fungi; Ascomycota; Sordariomycetes; Hypocreales; Ophiocordycipitaceae. Gene Ontology annotation, cellular component: Cdc73/Paf1 complex. Gene Ontology annotation, molecular function: chromatin binding; RNA polymerase II complex binding. Gene Ontology annotation, biological process: transcription elongation by RNA polymerase II.